Messenger RNA from Owenia fusiformis, 1482 nucleotides. Lineage: Eukaryota; Metazoa; Annelida; Polychaeta; Sabellida; Oweniidae. The record is from the annotation of a GenBank genome assembly.
AUGUGGAUUUUUUCGUGCAUUUUCACUCUUGCGAUAGUCUUUCUUCUCAGGCGAUACUUCGACCCGAAAAAGAGGAUCUUAUCCCGGAUACCUGGUCCAAAAGGAAUACCGUUUCUCGGAAAUGCGCUACAAAUAGAUCCGAUCAACAUUCACAGGGAUCUGUUGUCAUUGAAGGAGACCUAUGGGGAGAUAUUCAAACUGGACUUUGCUGGCGACCAAGUGGUGGUUUUAAAUAGUCAUGCUGCCAUAUACGAAGCUCUUGUGACAAAGUCUAAGGAAUAUGCAGGGAGAGUCACAGACACGUUUAGGACUAAAUAUGCAGAUGCACACCAAUCAAUAUUUUUUCGUGAUUUCGACAAUGAAUUCGUUAAAAUUAAGAAAUAUCUUCGUAGUGCAGUAAAGAUGUACGAUGACAAUAGUGAAAAAGUCGUCCACAGAAGUAAUGCGGAAAUACAGUGCUGCAUGAACAAGUUCAGUGUUUACAAUGAGCAGCCAUUUGACCCAAACAAAGACAUCUAUAAGACCCUAGUCAACAUAAUUACUGAAUUGUUAGCGUCUAAUCGUUUCGAGGACGAUGAUUCUGAAUUGAACGAUAUCAUAGAGUACCAGCGCGGAUUUUCGGAAGCCUUGUCUGCCGGCGUGGGAGAAGAACUCGAUAUGUUCCCUUGGUUACGUUAUUUUGGAAAUCAAACGUUCAAGAAGAUGCAGUUCUCUGUAACAAUGAGGAACCGGAUAAUUGGCGGAUGGGUGGAGGAACAUAAGAAAUCGUUCAACAGAGACACUAUAAGAGACCUCAUUGACGCCCUACUAAGAGCGAGGGAAGAUGGAGAUGCAACGUUCAGUGAUUUCAGAAUAAUUAUUUUGGUGGAUGACAUGCUUGGAGCAGGCAUACUGACCACUCAAGUUGUAGUUUCUGCCUUCCUCCAGUUGAUGAUACUUCACCCUGAGAUACAGACCCGUCUACAGCAUGAAGUUGACUCUGUCGUUGGGGCAUCUAGGGCGCCAUCUAUCGAGGACAGAGAUGCCAUGCCAGUGUUACAGGCGAAUAUACAUGAAAUACUGAGAUAUGUGUCACAUAUUCCCAUUGCUGUGCCACACAAGACUACUACAGAUACUUCAGUCGGAGGAUACGAUAUCCCGAAAUCCACGCAGAUCUGGAUCAACCUGUUUGCAUUACACCAUGAUGAAAAUAUAUUUGAUGAACCAUGGAGUUACAAACCCGAGAGAUGGUUAGACGAUUCAGAUCAAUUGGUGUCUAUUGAAGAGAGAAAUAAAACCUUUCCAUUCGGCGCAGGUCGUAGAGUGUGUGCAGCAGAACAGUUUGCAAGAACGAGGGUGUUUCUAUUUCUCGCCAACAUACUACAAAGAUUCACAAUCGUUCAACCUGAGGACGCAGAGCCAUCUAGUGCUGACCCCAGGGAUUAUACACUUGGUCUCGUUCUCAACCCAGGACAAUUUACAAUCAAGGCCAUACCACGCUAA